Molecule: messenger RNA, 387 nt
Organism: Capsaspora owczarzaki ATCC 30864
Lineage: Eukaryota; Filasterea; Ministeriida; Capsasporidae
Exons: 2
Coding region: 1-387 (128 amino acids)
Source: RefSeq, a predicted model, not a curated record
AUGACUUCAGUGGUGGAUCGCAUUGAGCGACUCGAAGCAGAGAUUACGCGCCAAGUCGAGCCAAAGCUGCUCUCGAUUGAGCGGCAACUCGCAGCCGCGCAGCGCCAGCACCAGCAACAGCAACAGCAACAGCAACACAAGCAGAAGCAGACAGAUCCAGCAGCAGCAGUAACACAUGAGGGCGAGUCCACAUCAGCACAGAGCGAGCAGCAGGAUCCACAGUCCGCACUCGUGGAGCAGCUCACACGCGAUCGCGACGCCGUCAAGGCCGAAAUCGCACAACUGCUGGCUGUGGGGUCGAUCGUUGAACGCAUUGAGCCCAUUGAGCCCAUUGAGCCCACUGGAGUGAUCAUUGAUCAGUACCUCAUUCGAAAAUGCUCUUACUGA